Hydra vulgaris (swiftwater hydra) is the source of this 966-nucleotide messenger RNA. Its product is annotated as hatching enzyme 1.2. NCBI's taxonomy places the organism in Eukaryota, Metazoa, Cnidaria, Hydrozoa, Anthoathecata, Hydridae. The record is from RefSeq and is a predicted model, not a curated record. Gene Ontology annotation, biological process: proteolysis. Gene Ontology annotation, molecular function: metalloendopeptidase activity; zinc ion binding.
GAUUUAACAUAUUAAAAGCUCUUUUUUUUCAUAAUUUUUAUCACUUUGAUUUCGUCUAGCAGUAAUAAAGGCAAAAAAAUGCGAAAGUUGGUUCUUUUGUUAACAAUAGUAGCCAGUGCCAUAACAUGGAAAAAAGAAAUGGAAAAUCCAAAUAUGUAUCAGGGAGACAUCCAGCUUACACCAGAUGAAGAAGAAAGGUUAAAAAAUAAAAUGAGUCCAUUUGGAUCAAUCAAAGAUAAAAGAUGGACAAACAAAAUAGUACCAUACAUGAUUGAUAAUACGAUAGAUGCUGGAACACGUCAAGCAAUUAACGAUGCAAUCGCAGAUUAUCACACUUACACUUGCCUUAGAUUUGUUCCGAGAAAAAGUGAACCAAACUACAUUAGGUUUACAAAAGGAGCAGGAUGCACUUCACCAGUAGGAAUGAGUGGUGGUGUAAAUGUAGUUUCUCUCGGAGAAAAUUGUGGUGAUAAAGGAACAGCUUUGCACGAAAUUGGUCAUAGUAUAGGGUUGUAUCAUGAACAAUCAAGACCAGACAGAGGAAAAUAUAUUAAAAUUCACUAUAACAACAUUGAUCCAAAAUAUGGCACAGCUUUUGCGUUUGACAUUGCAAAUGAUAUUGAUUCUUUGGGCACUGAAUACGAUUAUCGAUCAGCAAUGCAUUACAGCUCGGAAGCAUUUGCCAAGCCUGGUUUGCAAACUAUUACGACAGUAGAUCCCAAAAACAUGAAAUACAUAGAGAACUUUAACCAAAUUAUUGGUUUCAGCGUCAUAGAUGUUCAGCAAAUCAGAAAGAUGUACAAUUGCCCAGGAGGACCGCUUCCGAAUAAUUGCAUUGACAAAGAAAAAACACAAGAUUGUGAAUAUUGGAAAAAAACAGGUUUAUGUAAUACAAAUAAACCCUUCAUGUAUUUCCGAUGCCGUAAAACAUGUGACGUCUGUUAAAAAUAAAUUUAAAUUUUUUAA